This is a messenger RNA of Hydatigera taeniaeformis, 2406 nucleotides long. The record is from the annotation of a GenBank genome assembly. NCBI's taxonomy places the organism in Eukaryota, Metazoa, Platyhelminthes, Cestoda, Cyclophyllidea, Taeniidae.
AUGGAAGAAUCCGAUGAUAUCGGUCCUCGCUAUAGAAUGUGCCUUUUUCUUUUUGGAAACGUUGAUAAACGUGGUCAGUUAGAAGAUGAAUAUGCUAAUGAUGAGGAGUUGUCCUCGAUCAAUCACAUCGACGCGUGCCACGUCACUGAAUUUGAGGCCAAUAUUAAGGCGAUCGUGUCAGAUGGCUCUGAAUGUGAUUCUUUUGUUUCGAAUGAUACCAGCAACAGUAUUGCUAAUAUGCUACCCCCCAUCGAACCUGAGGACUAUUAUAAUGAGUCAGAAUUGAUUUGUCUUGACGCUGUGGAAAACUCUCUUCCCUGCGAAGUGGAUGCUGAUGUGGGUGAUGAAUAUGAUGAAACGGUACCUUCGUCGGAAUUUAUAGUUUCUGCUAAAGAAGGAGAGUUGUUGGCUUCAAAUAAUUCCUCAACGGAUGAAGCCCCUCUUGCAGGUUCUAUGACAUCCUCUUCAGAUUCGAAGUCAUCACAUCCAUCUCCCUUGCCUUCAAUCGCGUCUUCAUUGCUCAAAUGUUGGCCAGAGCCCUUAUCACCGACGUCAGAUCAGUUACCCAUCGGUUCCCCAAGACUAGAUAUUCCUUCUUCAACCAGGUAUGAGGUUGGUGAUAGGUCCACAAUAAUGCCACCCCCGCUACAUCCUGCUCCCGUUGCCGCCACGCGUCAGCAGCAUCGAGCGAUCUCGUCGUUCUGCAAAUCGGGUCUGAACCAUGAUAAUGAUCCUCACCAUUCAUCUGACCAGCAGGCUUUCCCUCAACGGAUUCUCAACACUCCUUUGGGUAACCUUUUGCCUCCAGAGUAUGCAGAUGUGGAUAUCACUGCAUUGUUUCCCCACUAUUCUCCCAAUCUCAUUCCAAGGUGGGGUCGCAUAAUUAGUCUUCCCUAUCCUCCUCAGAAGUACGAUCACCUCAAACAUAAUCCGAUUGAUUAUUCAGAGGAUGAAGGCCUUAUUGGCUUGACAAACGGGGAAAGUGGGGAUGUGUGUGAAGGGAUUGGCAGGUUGCAUUUAUUUUUCCGCAACUUUCUGGACCUUGGCGAAAUUCCAACAAAUGAGAAACAGUUCGAAGAAGCGACGAAAUUAGACGAGAUGCAAGAGUUGCAGACAUUUCCGGAUCCUAACUUGAAUUGUUUUGCGGGUGCGGAACGCUCUUGGUGGCAGAUCGCCUUUGCAGAGCGUCUGGCGCAGCUGGAAAACAGCUCCGCCGCGACCUCAGGUCAGACUGUCCCCAAAGAGGUGGAUUCCAAGAAGGACAGAAAAUCCAGGAAGAAAUCCUUAGCAAACACUGUCAACGGCGACUCAGCCACCAGCAAUUCAGUCUCUGCUACCACAGCUGAUGUGAAGACAAAACCAGAAGAAGGCGAGUCAUCAAGCAAUGUACAAUCGCGAUACUGCACGUGGCGAUUUGGUCCUGCGAAGUAUUGGUAUGACCAGUUGGAGAUACCGGAAACAGCAGACAUUACAAAGUGGACCGAGUGGCGCAAAAAUGCCACUCUUCCUGUUGCUGCGGCACCUUUGCAAUCCACUGGUCUCAAUGUAGCUCUCUGCGGUCACCCCACGUUGGCUGUUGAGUCGGGGACGAAAGCUAUUGUUGCAGACUCGACGACGGGCGCCAUAGCACAAAAAGGGUCUCGGUUAUCCCAUUCAAUCGAUGAGAUUGACGAAGAAGAUAUGAGUAGUAGAACCGAAGAAGCGGAAUUGGAGGCAGAGGAUGAGGAGGAAAUGUUUUUACCCUUCAAGCUUAUACAGUGGGAAGAGGACAUAAUCUACGAUCCUCAAUUAAGUAACAACAAGGACAAUUACCAGGGCAAAUAUCCAGGUAUUCUGGGAUACAAGGUCCUGACUGGUUCUGGACAGAUCGGUCAGUCGGCGGCGGGCAUGUCUGGAAACAGUACAAGUAGUACUAUUGCAUCUGCCUCCUCAACAUCUACUGUCGAUGCUCACAACCAGGCACCCACAGCUCUGCGCUCCUCUACCUGUUUCACCGGACCCUAUUCCUUCUUUCCUAUUGAAAAUCCACAAAUUAUGGACGACAGCUGGCGUUUUGAUAUCAUCUACGACCCGCAGUGCCACACACCGGCGGCUGAUACGCCAUUUCUGCUCACUCUCAACAAAAAUGAUGAGCAGAGCCUUCUCGACACUGUGGUCAACGACGACGAGCUUGUGGUGGUGAACGCCCCAAGUGCUCUCAAGAAGAAGCAGCCGGAACACAUGCAAGAUGGUCACAUUAACCGAGCCAGCUUCCACGUCACUUUUGGCUUCGCUUCCACUCGUGGAACUCUGACCGGGGCUCUGGCAAAAGCGGAAAAGGGAGCCGAAAAAGUAAAGCGUAUCCUCGGCAAAAUGCCACUUUCUUUUCGAUUUGUCAUGUACUUCACUCAAAAUUAUGCUACCUGA